GUCUGUGGUCCCAUAUCAUUUGAAAUCUUGAAACGACGUCGUUGUGCACUCCUCCAACAUCCUUCUCUACUCCUCAGUCUCUGCCUCUGCAACGCGCAACCCUAUCAAGCCACCGCCGAAUUUCAUCUCCAAACUGUGCGACGGCGGACAUCCGGCGAUCAAUUAACCGCAGAUAAGCUGUUUCUUUAACAGAGACGCGCAUUUCCUCAUGCCCAUGAGAGUUUCUUCAGGAUCCAGAUGCUACAAAUCAUUUACUUCCUCAAACUUCCAAAUUUUAAAUACGGGGACACGUCCAAAACCCGCAAUAAACCCUAGUUGGCUCACUUGCUCACUUUCCUCAUCUGGGUCAUGUUCAAGCUUUCAUAUUAAUCUCUCUCUGGUGAACCUUAUGAAGCUUUCAAUUCGUGGUCGCCAUUGUUUUCCAGAAAUUAGGGAUUUAGUAAGCCCCCAAUUGAACUCAUCGGCUUUGAGCAUUGGGAGUUCUUUGAGAUCCUUUUCCUCGAAGAAAUCUCGACGUUUUCUGAGUUCCUAUCCUCUUAAGGAUGAAGGAGUGUUAUCUGGGAACAAGCUUCCUUGGUUAGCUGCAGCUAACAGUCUUGAGAAGGCAAAAUGGUCGGAUAAAUCAACAAAAAGGAAGGGAGGGGACCGAUCGUCCCGAUCGUCUUGGAAGGAAUCAGAUUCUAGAUCAGAUAGGAUGAGGUCUUCCUGGGACUAUUCAACAAAGACAUCUGGAGAAAAGGGAAAUCGAUCGUCUCGGGAUGAACCGGAAAAGAGAAAUGGCAAAGCACCAAUUGGAAGUGCUAACCGUUCUACUUGGGAGGUUUCUGCUGAGAAAUUUGCUAGACAAGGUAUCAAGUCUGCAGAUGAAAGAAGAGAAAGUAGGAGGACAAUAGUGGACAAUGAAGAGCAGCAAAACGAUGAUAUCGAAAGAGGGGGAAGUUAUGAAGAAGUUGAAGAUGAAGAAACAGAAGCCAUUGCUGAUCCCAGAUGGGAUAAGAUUAAAAGUAGAUUUAAGGGAAUGGUGGAUGAAAGAGCUGCGCCUGAGAGACCUGAAUUUCAGAGAUGGAAUAAACAAGAAAGCUGGGGUAGAAAAACAUGGAGGGAAGCUUCUGAAUCCACUCUGCCUAAAAUGAUUGGUGAAGGGGUUUAUGGGAUUGGACCAGUUUUGGCUGCUUUGUCAGCGGGAAGAAGAGAGUUCUAUGCAUUGUAUAUGCAAGAAGGGAUUGACUUGAACAAUAACAAUAAGAAGAAGAAGGACAAGAAAGGGUUUGAGAAAGUUCUUAGGUUAGCUGAAAAGAAUGCAUUAACUAUCAAGGAAAUAUCGAAGCAUGAUCUCAAUAUGAUUUCUGAUAACCGCCCCCAUCAAGGUCUUGUGCUAGAUGCUUCUCCCUUGGAGAUGGUAAAAAUAAAAGAAUUGGAUCCUGUCUUACUUGAAGAAGACAAAGACUCACUUUGGUUGGCUUUGGACGAAGUUACAGAUCCACAAAACUUGGGGGCAAUAAUAAGAUCAGCUUAUUUCUUCGGUGCAUCAGGGGUUGUUUUGUGUGCAAAGAAUUCAGCUCCAUUAAGUGGUGUUGUUAGUAAAGCAAGUGCUGGUUCACUCGAGUUAAUGGAGCUUAGAUACUGUAAAAACAUGAUGCAAUUCUUAACAUCUUCAGCUGAAAAUGGUUGGAGAGUCCUUGGAGCUUCGGUUUCUUCGAAAUCCAUUGCUUUGAAUGAGAUAGCCCCCGGUGCACCGACGAUUCUUGUCUUGGGCAGUGAAGGCACUGGUUUGAGGCCCUUGGUGGAGAGAUCCUGCUCACAGCUCGUUAGAAUCCCUGGGAAUAUUCCAGUUGAAGUAACAAUAGAUAAGGAAAAUGACAUCGAAACGACACAACCAUCAAACGUGUGCUUGGUGGAUGAGUUCCAAUCUUUUAUGGCUGUGGAGAGCUUAAACGUCAGCGUUGCAGCAGGUGUGCUUAUUCAUCAUUUAAUUGGAAACAAUUACAAAAAUGAAUAAUUAGAAACCUCUGUUUAACCUUCAUUACAGGUUGGAUCAAUUCGUUUCUAUAUGAUUGUGUGCAACAUUACAUGUCAUGUUCCUCCCAUGUUUAUCGUCUAUAAAAGGAAACAGAGUUGGCUAAGCCAUGUGAGUUGGCUUAGGCAAAGUUUUCAAAAUGAGCUACAAUCAGACAUGGCCCAUAAGACAACUCAUCUCUUCCUGUAUCCCCAACUUUUGCCUUUUUUUUGGCUUAUUGUUCUUAUUACCCAAUCACUUGAAACCAUUUUAGUUCUAUGAGCCCAUUUUCCUUUUCAAAUUUCUUCAUCGAGAGGGAAAUUUUUGUUUCUUGUUUUUAGAAAAAAACAAGGUGGUUUUUCGUCUUAUGGUAAGUUGGGUUGUAAUUCGUAACAAUUAAUAACCAUUUUUUUUAUUUGUCUC
Molecule: messenger RNA, 2419 nt
Organism: Benincasa hispida (wax gourd)
Lineage: Eukaryota; Viridiplantae; Streptophyta; Magnoliopsida; Cucurbitales; Cucurbitaceae
Source: RefSeq, a predicted model, not a curated record